Molecule: messenger RNA, 1577 nt
Organism: Mycetomoellerius zeteki
Lineage: Eukaryota; Metazoa; Arthropoda; Insecta; Hymenoptera; Formicidae
Gene: UQCR-C2
Product: Ubiquinol-cytochrome c reductase core protein 2
Exons: 7
Coding region: 98-1432 (444 amino acids)
Cellular component (GO): mitochondrion
Molecular function (GO): metal ion binding
Source: RefSeq, a predicted model, not a curated record
UCAGUGUUCGGUCAGUUCGGUAUUUCUGUGUGACCGUGUCGUCUACUCGGUCUACUUCUGUCUGACCUAUUCUUCGCUUUUACAGGAAGCACGAGAAAUGGCCUGUUCUGCUAUACGAUCGCCCGUUCUUCGUAAUUCUACGGUAAGGCAUUAUGCAGCUGCCGCGGUUGCUCAAUGUUCUAAUGUUGCGACCCCAGAACUUCAGUUAUUGCCGAACAAUAAGGUGACAGUUGCUGCGCUCGAUAACAAUAAUCCUGUUGCUCAAGUGUCAAUCAUCUUUAGAGCUGGCUCCCGCAACGAGACAUAUGAUACACAAGGCACUGCGCAUCACAUUCGAAUUGCUGCUGGUCUGAGCACUUGUAGAUCAACUUACUUUGGAAUAACUAGAAACAUCCAACAACUUGGUGGAAACUUAACUGCUACCACUGAUCGUGAAAGCAUUGCAUAUACAUUACAAAUUACUAGAAACAACUUAGACAAAGCUUUGACUUUCUUAGAGGAUGUUGCCACCAAGCAAGUAUUUAAGCCAUGGGAAAUAUCCGAUCAACUAUCCAGGUUGCGCUAUGAAUUAUCUAUGAUACCCGAGGCAACCCGUAUAAUGGAAUUGUUGCACAAGGCAGCUUACCGUACUGGACUAGGUUAUUCUCUAUACUCGCCAAAGAGACAACUUGGAAAAAUCAAUACAGAAACUCUGCAACAUUUUGUUAACACUUGGUUUACUGGCUCGAGAUGCGCGGUCGUAGCAACGGGCGUGUCACUGUCGGACGUGACACAGUUUGCUUCGAAUUUGAAGGUAGGUCCGGGAGAUAAUAUUGUGGAAAUUGCUAAAUAUCGCGGAGGGGAACUCCGCAAGGAACGCUCCUCUGAAUUGUCCACUGUAGCGGUAGCCGUUGAAGCAGCAGGUUUAAACAAAGAAAAAGAUGCCCUUGCUUGUGCCGUGUUGCAAAGGGCAAUAGGUUCUGGCCCUCGUGUAAAGUGGGGCUCCAGCGUGUCUCCACUGAAACAAGCAGUCUCCGGAGCAACGAGCACCGACCAAUUUGCCCUUUCAGCAUUUAAUGUUUCUUACAGUGAUUCCGGAUUGUUUGGUCUUAUUCUGUCCUCAGUACCCAACGUCGCCGGUUCCGUAACAAAAGCUGCUACUGAAUAUCUGAGAUCGCCUAAGCUUUCCGAGGCUGAUGUCGUGCGCGGUAAGACUAUGUUGAAAGCGGAAAUAUUAUAUGCCGCAGAUAAUGAUGCUAUGUACUUGGAAAAUAUGGGACAGCAAGCAAUCAUUAAAGGACGCGUGUACAAACCAUCUGAUCUCGUUGCAGAAGUAGACAAAAUAACUGCAUCUGAAGUCAAAUCGGUUGCUGGAAAACUUGCUGGCGGAAAAUUAUCCAUGGCUGCAAUCGGCAAUUUAUGCACAGUUCCAUAUAUCGAUGAAUUAAAGUAAAUGAUAAUGAAAAUCUAGUAGAUAGUAUCGUUUCGUGAGCCUUCAAGUUUUAAAUAUUUUAUCCAGUUCAGAGAUAUACACACGUUUAUCAGAGUGUAAAAUCUACUUUGCGAUAUUAAUAAUAAAAGAGAAUAUCGCUAUAGUU